Molecule: messenger RNA, 970 nt
Organism: Drosophila grimshawi
Lineage: Eukaryota; Metazoa; Arthropoda; Insecta; Diptera; Drosophilidae
Product: probable chitinase 10
Exons: 2
Coding region: 2-952 (316 amino acids)
Cellular component (GO): extracellular region
Molecular function (GO): chitin binding
Source: RefSeq, a predicted model, not a curated record
CAUGGAAAUUCGCAUGCAUUUUGCAUUGGUUGUGGGCAUCUGCCUCGGAGUUGCCCAUGCCGCUGAGGACCCAAUUCAUAAAGAAAUCAUCAAUCUGAGCCAUAUUUGUAAAGAUCGUACGGAGGGACAACUGGUGCCCAAUCCGCUGGAUUGCAGUGCAUACUUUGCCUGCGGUUCGGUUCCAAAGCUCUUCUACUGCAAUCAGGGACUCAAUUUCGAUGCGGUUAAGUUGAUGUGCGAUGUGCCUGAGAAGGCGCAAUGCAUUGCAAACGAGAGUAAUUCCCCAGACACAACUUCAAAGCUCAAUGGAUACCUGAACGCAGACAUUGGGAGCAAACCACAUACUGAUUUCGAUUGGUGGAUGACCAAACCGAAGCCGGACUUUGUUGCCAUCGAUGUCGAAACAGGUCUGGCCGUGAAUCCCAUGGAUAAGUACGAUCCGGAGCUCAUAGACUGCCGUCACUUUGGUGCGUACUUCCUGCCACAUCCCAGCAAUUGUCAGCUGUACUUUAUUUGCGCCUACGGUCAUCUUCAUCGUCAUCACUGCGGCCGAGGCACUCUUUGGAACUACAGGCGCUUCGAGUGUCAGCCAAGUGGCAACGCCGAGUGCUACAGCAAAAAUAAUUUGGAAUAUGUGGAGGGGGAAAAAGCGCAAAGCACCACACCCGGCCAAGUGACCGUCUGCUAUAUUGUGGACACCAGCAGUGCCUUGCCGACAACUAGCUUGAUUCCGCCAACACCGACCAGUGCACCACAUAGUAGUGCCAUUAGUGUUUUAAAGUGUCCCUCGGAUCAGCAGAGCUAUUUAUCGCAUCCCGAUGACUGCAGCAAGUAUUACAUUUGUAUUGCGGGCAUGCCGGUGCUGACCUCCUGCCCGAGGGGUCUCUAUUGGGAUCAGAAAUCCGGCUAUUGUGACCAGGCUAAGAACGUCAAGUGUUUUAAAAAUACCUAAAUAAAUGCAGUCAGCAGA